Mastomys coucha (southern multimammate mouse) is the source of this 1924-nucleotide messenger RNA. RefSeq names its product solute carrier family 16 member 8 (gene Slc16a8). The record is from RefSeq and is a predicted model, not a curated record. Gene Ontology annotation, cellular component: membrane. NCBI's taxonomy places the organism in Eukaryota, Metazoa, Chordata, Mammalia, Rodentia, Muridae. The transcript has 5 exons. Gene Ontology annotation, biological process: transmembrane transport; monocarboxylic acid transport. Gene Ontology annotation, molecular function: monocarboxylic acid transmembrane transporter activity. The coding region runs from base 310 to 1788 and encodes 492 amino acids.
GAGAGACUUGUCCAAGUUACAGGGCAAACUCCUUCCAGAACUGGUUUCAAAAUGGACAAAGCACUCUUCAUGAGCCAAGGCAACCAUUCCCCAUUGGUUUAACCACAAGUUAUCCCUGGUCUUGGGAACCCUUAGGGACCAGGUGUAGCGCACUUGGGGGCCACAGUAGCUGCUGGCCUCUGGCACUCACUACACCUCUGCCCCUGCUGUCACCAGGUCCCUGGAGGAGAGGAGCCCCGGUGAGGAAACCUCGAAGUCACAUCUCCAUUCACUCUUCACAGGUCUUUGCAGAAAGGAGGAGAAGCAGCAAUGGGUGCUGGCGGCCCGCGGCGGGGUGCUGGCCCUCCAGAUGGUGGCUGGGGCUGGGUGGUGCUGGGCGCCUGCUUUGUGAUCACCGGCUUCGCCUAUGGCUUCCCUAAGGCUGUGAGCGUCUUCUUCCAAGAGCUCAAGCGCGACUUCGGGGCAGGUUACAGUGACACAGCCUGGGUGUCCUCCAUCAUGCUGGCGAUGCUCUAUGGCACGGGCCCUUUGUCCAGCAUCCUCGUGACGCGCUUUGGCUGUCGCCCGGUGAUGCUAGCCGGUGGGCUGCUGGCUUCAGCGGGCAUGAUUCUGGCUUCCUUUGCCUCGCGCCUCCUGGAGCUGUACCUGACGGCUGGGGUGCUCACAGGCCUGGGCCUGGCUCUCAACUUCCAGCCGUCGCUCAUCAUGCUGGGGCUCUACUUCGAUCGGCGACGGCCCCUGGCCAACGGGCUGGCAGCAGCGGGCAGCCCCGUGUUUCUAUCCACGCUGUCGCCGCUCGGGCAGCUGCUGGGGGAGCGCUUCGGCUGGCGCGGUGGCUUCCUGCUGUUUGGUGGCCUCCUGCUGCACUGUUGCGCCUGUGGGGCAGUCAUGCGUCCGCCCCCUGGACCCCCACUACGCCAAGACCCCGCGGCCCCCGGUGGUCGGGCUCGUCGGCAGCGGCUGCUGGACGUGACAGUAUGCACCGACCGUGCUUUCGUGGUGUACGUGGUCACCAAGUUCCUGAUGGCGCUCGGGCUCUUUGUGCCGGCCAUCCUGCUGGUGAACUACGCCAAAGACGCGGGCGUGCCUGACACCGAGGCCGCCUUCUUGUUGUCCAUUGUGGGCUUCGUGGACAUUGUGGCACGACCGGCAUGCGGUGCUUUGGCGGGCCUGGCGCGCCUGAGACCCCACGUCCCCUACCUCUUCAGCCUGGCCCUGUUGGCCAAUGGGCUCACGGACCUGAUUAGCGCGCGUGCGCGCUCCUACGGCACCCUCGUGGCUUUUUGCAUCGCCUUCGGUCUCUCCUACGGCAUGGUGGGCGCGCUGCAGUUUGAGGUGCUCAUGGCGACCGUAGGUGCGCCUCGCUUCCCUAGUGCGUUGGGCCUAGUGCUGCUCGUGGAGGCCGUGGCUGUGCUCAUAGGACCGCCCUCUGCCGGCCGCCUGGUGGAUGCACUGAAGAACUACGAGAUCAUCUUCUACCUUGCUGGCUCUGAAGUGGCCUUGGCAGGAGCCUUCAUGGCAGUGACCACCUACUGCUGCCUGCACUGCUCUAAGGGCAUCCCAUCAGGUCCAUCUGCUGAGGGAGGAACCAGUGACACGGAGGACGUGGAGGCUGAGAGGGACUCUGAGCCAAUGCCUGCCAGCACUGAGGAGCCUGGCAGCCUUGAAGCUCUGGAGGUGCUGAGCCCCCGGGCUGGAUCCCCAAAACCAGAGGAGGAGUCAGCGCCUGAGCUGGGUUACGAGUCUGAGUCUAUAGGUGGCCACGAGGCACGAGGCCAGAAGGCAUGAAAACGUGGCUUCCUGUUUGGGGGCCUGGUACAUGGGAGCCAGCCUGGGGUGAUCCCUUGGAAACCCAAUCUGUUAGGCCCUGUUCACAGUGAAGCGUGAAGCUGCUGUGGGCUGACAGGAGCGCAAGUUGAUAAAG